AUGACGGUUGCGCCAUCCAGUCUGACUGUUGACAUUGCGCCACCGAGUCUGCGCGACCCAGGCCGUGGGGAUAACGCAGAGGAUGAUGACUCUGACCACCUCCGGUCAUUUGCGCGCCUUGAAUUUGCUGACAGCACAUUUCGAAUGAACACCUAUGGCGUCGUUCUAGGUCGCGAUCAGGCCGCUAUCGACCAUUCUUUGAAGAUGGCCGAGCUCCAAGAGCAAUACGAAGCCGACUGUAUGAAAGCCGACCGCGAAGGCCGAUCUAGGCCUUCGGAGCCGAGAGCUCCCAAAUCCAUUGUUAGCCACAAGGGAGGCAUUCUUGGUCCAGAAUAUUCUAGAUCCGAUGCCCCGGUCCCAGCAAACAAAUCCGACUCUCCCUCCAAGGAGGGCAGUACUAGUGCCGAGAAGGCUAUCCCAGCAGAAGAGAAAGGAGAGGCCGUGAUCCAUGGACGUGAGUACCAUUCCACACCUGGGGCGGUGGCAGUCGACACCAAGGCUCUACGUGUCAACCCGGAGGCGGUAGUGUUCCUCCCAAUCCAUUCCCCUGGGGAACACACGCAUAAACGCUCCAAAGCCAUCUCCAGGAAGCACUUGAAGAUUAGCUACAAUCGCCAGCGUGGUGUCUUUGAGGCUACAGCGCUCGGGCGCAACGGAAUCUUCAUCGAUGACAACUUCUUGGCGCCUCACAAGACAGUAGUUCUUAGAUCUGGCGAUUUCGUACAGGUCAAGGAUGUUCACUUUGUCUUUGUCAUCACGGGCCUUGAGAAAGGCCAAACAGGAGGGGAGCGUCUCCAUGAGCAGCCAGCGACCGGUGGCAAGACUAUGAGCUUUGAUUUUGCGCCCCGACGACAAGGCCAGAUGCGAGAUACAAGCUCCCUGUCUUCAGUCGAUCCAAGGGAAAUACAGGACGUGGAGAUGGACGACGCAGACGAAGCUCCAACGGCACCGAAGGCCAAUGCCAAGAUGAAAGCCAAAUCCAAGGCUGAGGCCCCUGAUCAACAGAGUGGCGGGGAGCCUAGGAAGCGAGGCCCGGGUCGUCCACCCAAGAAUGGAUACAUGUCUAAGCGGGAGGAACGGGAGUUCAAGAAAUUGCUCCAAGAACAGCAAAGAAUGGACCAAGCAAACCAACAGCCCACAGAGCCUCCCCUGAAGCGCAAGGUUGGCCGGCCGCGCAAAAACCCCUUGCCCGAAGGGAUGGAGGAGAGCGCGGCGAAGAGGCCGAGAAUGGAUGGUCAGGAACCCGAAUAUGGCGAUGGCGGGUCCGACAACGAUAUGCCGUCCAGUAAUCCAAAGAAGCCCAGCAAAGUCGCCCGGCCCAAGACCCCUCCAUUGGAGCUGAACAGGGAAGACUAUACCGACGAGCAACUGAUCAAGCCAUCGGAGAACUACGCACAGCUGAUCGACCAGGCUUUCAUGGGGGCACCCCCGGAUGGCUUGUCGCUCAAGCAGAUAUACAAGCGCAUCGCCAGCCGAUGGCCUUACUUCCACUUUUGCGCGGGCACCAAGGGAUGGGAGAGUAGCGUCCGUCACAACCUCCUUGGAAACGCAUGUUUUGUCAAGAACAAGGCAUCCGAUCUCUGGACCCGCGUACCAGGCAUGUCGUUGGAGGAGGGCAAGAAGAAGGGAAAACCUGAUGGCCCCGAGCAAAGCGCCGGAAUGCAGCCUGGAUCAACCCCCAUGUCAACGGGCCAAGGCGGCUCCUUGCAUGGCCAACUCUCUCAUUCGGGCUAUCAUCAUCCACCGGGCGGUCUUGGUCAACACCAAAUGCCACCAAACUACCAGACGCACUACCCUCAAAUGGCCCAGCCUGGCCAGACACAGACAACCCAGCAGCUGCUGCAACAGCCUCAGCAGACUCCCCAGCAAGCUCAGCGGCCACAGCAACCGAUGAAUGUCCAGGCAUCGUACAAUCCUGCUUACGGGCAGCCCAAUCAACAAGGACAGUCUGUGCCUGGCUUUACUCAAGGAAUCAUGCCACAGACAGGAGUUUCUGGCCACUCCACAGUGGAGAACCAUGGCACGCUGGAGCAAAUCCGAGCAGUUGGACACUCUCCGCAUAAUCCAGCGCCAGCUGCUCAGCACGUUCAGACUGCCUCCAAAGCCCCUGCCUCGGGGUCUGUCCAGCCUUCAAACGGCCAACCUGCCGCAUCGCCGAGUGAUUCGCAACGCAGAGGUGCCGUUAGCCCGGUGAUUGUGGCGCGCCUCAGCAAACUGCGCGAACAGAUAGCGACAGGGCUGCGGGCUGCCAGGACUCCAGACCCAGACGCUAUCAUCUGGUGCGCUCUCGACCGUCUCGUGGGCCUCCGAGACGAGACUAUACCGCCUGAGAUACCCGCAAACUUGGUGUCCACGUGCUACAAAGGCUUCGCCAAUCUUGUCAUGCCGAAGCAGCCCCCACUGAUCGAUCCAGGGACUCUCGCUGCUGUACUUGGGUUCCGCGAGAAAAGCCAUGAGCUCCUGCGAGGAAAGUUUUCGGAGCCUCAGCGAACCACGCUGCUCCAUAGCGUCAUCUUUCGAGAGUUAGGACUCGCCACGGAGAGU
Molecule: messenger RNA, 2544 nt
Organism: Emericellopsis atlantica
Lineage: Eukaryota; Fungi; Ascomycota; Sordariomycetes; Hypocreales; Bionectriaceae
Product: forkhead domain-containing protein
Exons: 3
Biological process (GO): regulation of ribosomal protein gene transcription by RNA polymerase II
Cellular component (GO): nucleus
Molecular function (GO): DNA-binding transcription factor activity; protein binding; sequence-specific DNA binding
Source: RefSeq, a predicted model, not a curated record